Molecule: messenger RNA, 1354 nt
Organism: Cantharellus anzutake
Lineage: Eukaryota; Fungi; Basidiomycota; Agaricomycetes; Cantharellales; Hydnaceae
Exons: 1
Coding region: 261-1190 (309 amino acids)
Source: RefSeq, a predicted model, not a curated record
ACUCAAAUUGGAGUGCCCGGAAGUGGGACGGAAGUUCGCAGAAGAUUGGUUGGCGCACAGGGGGUUAGCGCCUAUCGAUUUGCAUCUGUCUCCUUCAAAUGGUAAUACUGGCGCGGAAUCACCGGAUGCGUACGAACGGGUCAUCGAUGUAUAUUGCUUGCAAGUGUUGCCGAGGCUGGGGGAAUGGGAGUACGCCUUCGAAUUCUUAAAAUACGAACAGGAAUUGCCGGAAGAGAAGAAGAAGGUAAGUUGUCAUCUGAAUGUCCGCGACCCCGUUCAUCUCUAAUCGCUUAUAUCCUAACGAGCAGCAAAUUUACACGUCCCUGAAAACGCUGCAUACGCAUGCAAUGAAUCCUCCCCCGCCACCCGCACGGAGACUCGUCCCUGCGGCACGAACCAAUGGCACUGCGGUAGCUUCCUCUCACCAUGUCCCAACCGAACAUUCCACAGACGGAACCGCCACGCCGUUGUCUUCGUCCUCAACUUCGUCUGAUCAUGCUGCUGUCCUUUUCUCGAACCAAACCACCGAUGGAAUGUCGUCCUCGUUUUCAUCGCUGCCUCGCUCAAGUUCCGCCCUAUCAUCUUCUUCCAUAUCGAGUUCUGCAUCUCAAGCGACUGUCACGCCCAACGCCAUAGCUCGUCGUGCGAUCUCAUCCGGAACGCCCCACGAUGACUCCCGCAUCACGCACUUGAACGGGAACGCUAACAGGGCGAAAUCGCAGUCCCGCUCUCCACGGCGUGAAACUCGAGAUAAAAUUCGGACCUCUCGAGAGUUAAGCAUCAGCCGAAGUAGUUCGAACAGCUCCUCGAGUACGACAGCUUUUCCUCAACCACCCCGUGCGCCUUCCUUCAAUCUCUCCUCAUCCGCAUCCUCCUCUUUGAAUAAGCACAGUCCCAAUGAAUUGUCUCUCUCACCGUCCUCCCCAGACUCGCCCACGUUGUUCGAGACAUUCAAGUUGUACAUUGCAAAUCUCCCUCGAAGGGGUGGAAGAAAUUUGACGAUUCCGAUCGUUCUAGCUGUGUUAAGUGUAUUGCUGCCGCUUCUGGGGUAUGUGAUGCGCGUGAAUGCGAGAAGAAGAGCUGUUGGAAGUAGCAGGAUACAGCGUGAUCGACUUCAGGUGGGUAUCUUCAAAUGGCUUUUGGAUGCUGUGAAGGAUACAUUGGUUAUGGCUGGGAAAGGGCUUGUUUGAUUGGAUGGUUCCAUGUGCUUAUAUCUGGUUUCUGUUGUUCAUGACGUGGAUCUGCCCAAUUUUGAUUUGGUAUUCAAAGUUAUGUUUCGCAUGAGCAGUAUCAAUGACGCACGAUUUACUGACGAACAAGUCUUGGCGGACAUCAGUGUUUCAGUAGUUCACAA